Messenger RNA from Puccinia graminis f. sp. tritici CRL 75-36-700-3, 1890 nucleotides. RefSeq lists its product as uncharacterized. The transcript has 6 exons. NCBI's taxonomy places the organism in Eukaryota, Fungi, Basidiomycota, Pucciniomycetes, Pucciniales, Pucciniaceae. The record is from RefSeq and is a predicted model, not a curated record. The coding region runs from base 33 to 1586 and encodes 517 amino acids.
CCCAACAACCAACCACUUGGGCUGUACCAGAGAUGGCCCAACCACCAACUGCAUCCCAACCACCAACCACGAAGAACAACAACAACUCAUCCGAACUACUCCGUCGGAUCCGCACCACCACUCAAAAACUAUUCCCGCCGGAGCGUCGAUCGUUUAUCACUGACACCACCAGUGCAAGCAAGAAGAGGGCCAUCAUCUCAAUCGCACUCCGGAAAGGCUUGUUCGUCUUCUUCUCCGUACAUGGCGUCCUUAGUACUGCCUUGUUGGCCUUGGCUUUGGUGCGCACCGGAAGGGCCAAACAUCCUCACUCUCACUCGGUCCAUCGGCCCGGCCCACAACGAGCAGCAUGGAGCAGAGUGAUCCAGGUGUUCUUACAGACCUUCCGGUCGGCCUCGACGGCGAGAUUGGCCAGUUGGCUCGGAUUGUACUCCGCCCUCUGGACACUCACCUACUCCUUCCUCCGCAAAUCCCACCAUCAAUAUGCCCAGUGGAACCCGUUCAUCGCCGGCUCGCUCUGCGGGGUCUCCUUCUUUGCUCAGCCUAAAGCCGAUCGCAAGGAGAUCGCGCCUAAUGUCCUGUGUAGAGGGAUUUAUUCGAUGCUUAUGUGCUACCCAUUGUGUGAUUUCAAACAUGCAGACAUGUUACUGUUUGCGCUGUCGAAUGCGCAGAUAGCGAUAGGCUAUCUACUGUACCCCAGCAGUCUGCCGUCCUGGUAUGUGCAUUGGGUGUCUCGAGUGGGGGAGUUGAAUGGACGAUAUGUGGACCUGAAUCGACGGCUGGACCGAUCGAUGAUGAUCGGCUCGACGAGCAAUCUUGCCCAAGAGUACCAUCGGCUGAUCAACAGAGACUCGCAGCCUCGCACCUGGCUCAACGAGACUCGGAUCCAGACCUGGCUCAAUCAGCCCCUUCCUGCCCAUCGCCCAGGCGCCCCCUGCGCCUUGAAUCACUUCCGUCAUGAUAGUUGUCUCGCCUUCAACCUCCACCAACUCUUCCGAACUAUCCUCAAAAUGGCCCCCACUUAUGCCAUCCUUCAUCUCGUACCCGCCCUCAUCUUCCGCUCCAAAGUGUUGCUCAAAUCACCUGUUGUCUUUAUGAGUUCGAUCGCCAAGAAAACGGUCUCCAGUGCGCUCUUCAUCGGCACCUUCGUCUCCGUCGUCCAGAACUGCUUUUGUCUUCCUAGUCAACUCUACGAACGCUUUGGGAUCGUCGUCCGAGGCGCCCCGUUCUACGGAUUGAUGGGCUUCUGUACGGGGGUCUCGUUGUUAUGGGAGGAACCUAAACGAAGGGGCGAGUUAGCGUUAUACUGUGCGCCGAAAGCAUUAUACUCCUUAUGGACGGUGCUGAAAGCCAAGCGAUGGGUGCCGGGCGAGGUGCCGAUGGGCGACAUCCUAGUCAGCUCGAUCGGAUGCGGGAUGUUGAUGCACUGUUUUGUGAACCGCAAGGAACGGAUGCCCGGCCUGGCCCGCGGGAUCAUCAGCCAGAUCGUCGACCCCCAUUGGCCCGACCGGACUCGAAAACAAUCCCCGCUCGUCGGCAAGCAGACUCAUGUCGAUCCGAAGCAGCCUCACCUUCUUUCCGAGCCUUAGCCUUUCGUCCGCUCUGAUCCUUCCUCUCCAUCGCUUCUCAUUCUCUGGCUUCUUCGUUCCAUCACCCCCCCCCCCCCACAUCCAUUACGUCGCGUCGCUGUUUUUUUUGUCUCUUGAAAUACUCGCCUAGUUCAAUCCCCCCCCCCAAAAAAAAUCGUUUUUUUCAAUUGUUUCAUGCCUACAUAUUAUCAUAUAUAGUCGAGUACCUGUUCAAUAGAUCUGCAUUGUUUUUGGUUGUUUGUUUAUACUAGAAUCGUACGUUUUUUUCUUUUCUUUUCUUUCAUCUUCAUUUUCAUUUUUUUUU